GGUUCGCGCGGUCUUUUUGUUUCGGGACUCCACGCCUCGUGCAGCAGUCACGUAGGUCCUCGUGCUGUGGCUCCGUCCUCGGUGCGGCCCGUGAAGGGAGGGCCCUGGGCGCACGGAGGGCGUUAAAGGACAGGUGCGGCCCGGGACCCGAGGGGCUCCGUAGAGAGGCCGGGCCUCCGCUCGUCCGCCCGGCCGCUGGGCCCCGCGCUGAGUCGGGGCGGGAAGGGCCCCGUGCGGGGCGUUGGCGUCCCCUCCGCUUCCCUGGUCAGAGCCUCCGCGUCACCUUCGAGACUUUUCCCCAGAAGGAGAAGCAGCUCCGCUGUGCGAGUUCCGUUGCUGAGGCCCCGCGCCCUCCGGUUCUCAGGACCUGCGCCCCCGCCGUGUGGCUUGUGCUUGAAUGUUUCCUCCAUUUCCUGUAUUUCCUGCCAGCUGGUAAUUGGGUCCAGAGCAGAGAUUGGCAAACUUUUUGUCUGAAAAGUUCCAGGUGGUGGGAACUUCUGAUCUUGGAAGCUGCAGCCGCUUCGCCUCUGCUUUCCUGGCAUCUUGGAAGUUGAGUCAGCCCACCUACAGGAAUAAACCAACAAUAAGAACUUAAAAGGAGGCCCAGAGCUUCAGACUUCUCCAGCAUCCACCAAGGGAAGAUCAAGAGUGUUGACCCAGUUUCCUUCUAAGGACCAUUUCUACCUUCCUGAGGAAAAGACAGAGGCAGAAAGGAUGGUAACCGACUGUUUGGCUAGUUCUCAGGACUUGGUUACCUUUGCUGAUGUGGCUGUGAACUUCACCCGAGAGGAGUGGACUUUACUGGACCCAGCCCAGAAAAAUCUAUACGUAGAUGUGAUGCUGGAGACCUACAAGAACCUGACCACAGUAGAAUGGGAAUUACAAUUUAAGACCAAAGACUCAGCAAUUCAGCUGGAUAGUUUUGGGGGAGAAACAUCAAAUAGGAUAGAAACGGAAAUUAACCACAAUGGGCCGGAACUCUGUGAUUGUGGGCCAUGUGGAAAAGUCUUCAGUGAACAUUCAUGCCUUAAGACGCACAGGAGGAUUCAGAUUGGAGGGAACACUAAUGACGGUAAUCAGUAUGGACAAAAUUUUUUAACUUUGCACAAGAAAACUUCUACUGGAGAGAAACUUUCCAUGUUUAAUCAGUUGGGAAAAGGCAUCAGCCCAACUCCAGAUGUUGUGUACCAAAAAACCAUGCAAGAGAAAAACUUCGAAUGUGGUGACAGUGGGAAGGCCUUUGUUAAUCAUUCUUAUGUUCAGGCCCAAAUGAAAACGCAGAAUGGAGAAAAUCUCUAUGAAUGGAAGGAAUGUGGGAGAUCUUUUAUUCACUCCACAAGCCUUGGUGUGCAUGUACAAAGUAACACUGGUAACAGUCAUCACGAAUGUAAGGAAUGUGGAAAAUCUUUUAAGCAGUCCUCAUACCUUAAUGCUCACGUUCAAAUUCACACUGCAAUAAAACCCUUUAAACUUAAGGAAUGUGGGAAAGCCUUUAUUCAGUGUUUUGAACUUACUGAGCCUAUAAAAACUGACAUUGGAGAGAAGCCUUUUAUAUGUGACACAUCUGGAAAAGCCUUUGAUUCUUCCUCAAAUCUUUCUAACCAUUCUAGAAGUCACACUAGAGAGAAGCGUUUUCAGUGUAUUGUUUGUGGGAACAGAUUUACCACUUCUUCGUACUUAGUUAUUCACACGCGAAUUCACACUGGGGAGACACCCUACAAAUGUAAGGAAUGUGGAAAAGGCUUUAAACGUUCAUCGCACCUUAGCGUUCACAUGCGAACUCACACUGGAGAGAAACCCUAUCAAUGUAAAGACUGUGGGAAAACCUUCACUCAUUAUUCAAGCCUUAUUUACCAUGGAAAAACUCACACUGACGAGAAGUCUUUUAAAUGUGAUAAAUGUGGAAAAGCCUUUGCUACUUCCUCAUGUCUUAAUAAACAUUUUAGAAUUCAUAGACUGAAGUCUUUUGAGUGUAAUGUGUGUGGGAAAAGAUAUUCCAGUUCUUCCUACUUUAUCGUUCACAAGCGUAUUCAUACUGAUGAGAAACCCUUCAAAUGUAGGGAAUGUGGAAAAGGCUUUAAACGUUCUUGGCACCUUAAUGUUCACAUGCGUAUCCACAGUGGAGAGAAACCCUAUGAAUGUAAAGAAUGUGGGAAAGCCUUCACUUACUGUCUAAGCCUUAUUUACCAUAUAAAAACUCACACUGGAAAGAAGCCUUUUAAGUGUGACAAAUGUGGAAAAGUGUUUGGUACUUCCUCAUAUCUUAACAAACAUUUUAGAACUCAUACAGGACCCAAGUCUUCUGAGUGAAAUAUAACUGGGAAAACAUGUACCACUUGUUCAUACUUUAUCAUUCACAAGCGUACUCACAAUGGAGAGACACUGUAUAAAUGUAAAGAAUAUGGGCAAGUCUUUGCUCAAUUCUCAGGCCUUACCAUAUGAAAACUCAGACUGCAGAGAAGCCUUUUCAGUGUGAGAAGUGUGAGAAAGUCUUUGUUCCUUCCUCAAAGCUUGUUAAACAUUUAAGAUCUCAUGCUGGAGAGAAGCCAUUUGACUGUAAUAUAUGUAGGAAAAGAUUUACCAAUUCUUCAUACAUAGUUAUUCACAAGAAUAUUCAUACUGGAGAGAAACCCUGUGAAUGUAAGGAAUGUGGGAAAGCCCUCGGCAGUCGUCAUUCACUUCAAAGACAUGACAGGACCACACUGCAGACAUGCCCUCCAAUGUAAGGAAUGAGGGGAAGCUGUCAGAAUCUUCUCACAACCCAGCAUGUAAGUACUCAUAGUGAAGCCAUCCUGUUAAGGAACUGGAAAGCCCUCUUUAAUUGUUUCCUCAGUGAAAUGUGUACUUUUUAUAUGUGAGAGAGCUUGUAGUAGAGAGAAAUCUAACUGAUGUAAGAUAUGUGGGAGAAUUGUAUUUCUACUGAUGUUCACUUGUGAUCUCGCCGUGGAGAGAAACUUCAUGAGUGUAAGAAAUGUUGUAGAGUCACAGUUAUUUUCCAUUAGAUCGUUUCCUAUCCUUAAUAAACGUGAUGUGGUUCAGUAAAAGAAACUGAAUAUAGGGGAUAUGGGAAGUGCUACCCUGAGUGUGAAUCGUAGGGUCUUUUGAGAUGCAUAAUGUGGUUCAUUCUGUAGAUCUAGUUAAAGCAUUUGUGAUUAGGCCCUGAGAAUUCUUGUGCGUAGUGUGUCCUUCUUUCUGCUGAUAGCUCAGUUUAGUGGCUACACCUUCCAGGUUGCAACCUAGUCAAUAGAGAGUCUAGAGGAUUCACAUUCAAUCCCCUUCUAACCACUUGGAUUCUCUUGUUGGAUUGAUAUGGUCUUACAUUGUGAUGACAGUGAUUUCUUGAUUGUUUGCAGUGCUCACUGAACUCAUUUACAGCAUGUCACUCUGCCCAAGGUGGUUGGUGAAAUACAUCUGUAAAUUUUGUAAACUUACCUUGUCCCUCUCACAACGGAUCUUUCAGAUAAAAAGUCAGUGUCAAGCAUGUGAUGAAAGGUGAAAAAGUGACUUUACACCUACUAAUGUUAGACAUUCUGAUUUCAUGAGCUUUGUGGCUGAGCAACAACCUCACCCUCUAGGGAGGACUAUUAACCCCUUGCCAUACAGGAAGACAGUGAGAAUAAUGAAUGUUCUCUUUUGCCCCUAUACCUAGUACCACAGCCUUGGAAAACAAUCAUAUCAGUUGUGUGAGUCAAGCAACAGUUGUCGCUGCUGGUAUGACCUGCUACUUUCUUUGUCAUUAUGUCUGUGAACUGUGAAAACAGAAAACCUUAUGUGAAUGUAGCUGGUCCUGAGCUGCUGUGCUUGCUGCCCUCACUGGGACAUCCUGAAUGUGAACUUUGGGUGUAGACACAUUGGCACAACAUCAUUUCAGCUUCAAUGAUACAAGUUCACGUAGUUUGGACCCUCAAGCAGCGUUGGGUUAUGUCACAUAUGGCCAUCAGGCAUGCAACUGCUUGAUGCCACUUUCUUGAGGCUUAGGCAAAACACUGUAUGAUAAUCUAAAUCAAGGGUAACCAUAAAUCUUGAAAAAUUCUCUGUGCACCUUUGUGUUAACUGUUGUUGUGGAGUAUAUCAUGUUGUCCCUCGCUUUUGGGCAUAUAUGUUGUUAUUUAGCCCAUCUAUUGUCUCUUCAAUUAUUGGCAACAACACCAAAGGUCAGCAGAUCAUUCUUAAUCUUUUGUGUGUGCUGUGUCAUAGAUUGGCUUUAGAUGACAUCGUAAUUGCCUGAUAUAAGACCUCAGGGUCCUACCAGAAAUUGUCACAGUUGCUUGAAUCUAGCACCUUGUGGGUAGUGUAUGAGGUCCCUCCUGCAGAUUGGUCUCAUUCUGCUGUUUGCACUCCUAGUGACAGCAUCCUCAAUGAGUGUUGUGUGAGAGGAAUGAGGAGAUUUGGUGCUGGCUUUGGUUGGUCAGUGGAUGACAAAGUGGCAUAUUUAUGUGGGAAGACUCUGAAAGCCAAGAUAAUGUGAGCCAUAUACGCUCCAACACAGAUGAGCCUUUAAAAACAUUCUAAGUGCAAAGAAGCUGUUGAUAAAAGAUUGUAUGGCUUCAUUUAUAUGAAGUGUCUAGAAAAUGUGAAUCUCAGAGACAGAAAGGAAUUUGUAUUUGCCUGGAUAUUCAGAGACAAUGGAAAUGGGAGUCUGACAGCAAAGACUGCUUUUGAACUGAUGAAGUGGUUCUAAAAUUGUGAUGGGUUAGGUAAGUUUGUGCAUAUAGUAAACAUCAUUGAGUUGUAUAGAUUUAAAUGAAUGAAUUGUAUGGUAUGUGAAUUAUAUCUCAGUAAAGCUGUUCCAAGAAAUAGAAGAUUGUUGUACUGCUUACACCAUUGGAAAUUAUGAGCAUAUUAGAUUUAAUAUCUGAGGCAUCUGGAAUUGUAGGAUGCAGCCAACAUUAGCUACCAUUAUACUUUUGCCACUAGAUAUUGAAAAUAUGAAACUUUUAUAAUCAAAGGGCGUGCUACAGGCAUAAGUAAAUAUGUUACUGUAAAGGAGAUUCUAGAUAUGAAUACUGGUAUGUAUAGGAAUUUUGUUGUUUAAUAAAUACGGAAUUACAAAACAGUAGGUCAAGGAUAGCUUAACAAUAAGCACUAGUACCACAGUUGGCCUUUUGGAGGAAGAAAAAUUGGAUCCAGUACCCCCACCAUAUACAAGAAUACACUGGAUGAAGAUUAAAGAUUUAAAUGUCUGUACAAGUAGUAAAUUUAAGAAGCAAAUUAGGAAAUCUCCAAAUACUGUAGGGUUUGAAGAGACGUUUUAAGGCAAGGCAGGAAAUCCAGAAACUAUUUUACAAAACAGACUUCCUUUGGGCACAUAAACAUUUAAUAUUUUGUACAGCAAGAGAUGAAAGAUUAACGUGGCAAAAUAGUUAUUACUUCAAUAGUUGCAUAAAAUACAUCUGACAGUGUCUAUAAGCAAUUCUUGAUAAAAUGCGUUAGUAAAUCACGGUUUAAGAAGAUCUUUAUGAAUUCCACUGUGCCCACCCACUGAAAUCCACAGCAAAGAUAGUUACUUGGGAAACUUUAAAACGCUUCCUAAGUGAACGAUUUCUGGUAUUGUUGCUGUUUCACAGCGUAGUAUGGGAGGCCCUGGACCAUAUGGUAAAAUCAUAAAAAAGGAAACAGUUACUUUUAAAAGAAAAAAUAUUUAUAGACAAUUUUAUAUGAAAAGCACAAAGGAAGCAAUGAUUAGAGUAUAGCAUGGUGUCGAACAGAAAUCAAACGAAAUAAGGGGGAAUAAAGACAAGGAUGGGGUUAGUUGAAUGGAGGAAAUGGGCUUUCCGGGAUUGGCAGGCACGUUACAGGAGAAUCACCGUAAGCGCUCUAGGAGGGUGAGGUGAAGCAGGUGGAAAAGCUUUUUUUGAUGCACAUUCUCGCCUUCAACCACCACCCCCAGUGUAGGCCCCGUCUCGAGCCCUGGUUCUAGCCUCCAUCUUGUCUCACGCUGUUUCUGCCUACAGCCCCGCACCGAGCAAACCGUGGUCCAACCCCACCCAUGCAGUUGUUCAGUUGAAUUUCUCAGUCUGAGGUGGUCUUUCUUGACUGGCAGCCUGAGCCGCAGAGCUCCGCCCCUUCCGUCCCCAGGCAGGAAGCGGAAGUUUGGUCGCUUGUUCAUUGGGAUUUUUGUCCUGCCUGCUCCUGGUAUCUUGGAGACAUAUCUCUUGGUGGUGGUCCAGCCCAGCCCAACUUUGGGAAGGGCAGUGCGAAGUGGAGGAUAUGGGGGUUGAAGGAGGAGUGAAAGUGUGUUUGGUCCAGGUCGCCGAGGGCCUACUUAACAGAGUCCUGGCGUGUGACGCUCGCUCCCGCUGGGGCCCCGCGGCACAUGUGGGCAUUCAUUGCUCACCAAGACCUGAGACACACUAUAUGGGCGCAUGCCUGAGGUCUCUUCAUCCACCGAGCUUCCCUCUUCAGAAGCCUCCAGAGCAACCUUUGUGACUUGUCUCCAGAAGGAAAGGAACCUACGCCAUUGGAAUGACGUUGACUCGGCCCCCGCAUCCUCUGUCCUUGCGGAUCUGGCAAUUCUGGCCUAUUCUGGGGAGCACUGGGGGAAUGUUGGGGGAAGGGGGUCUGUGUUUCCUUUUGUAUACAAAAGAAUGUUUCAUCUGGGAAUUUGGUUGUCUUUGCAUGUCCUUCCUUUAUUUUUGACACAUUAUGUUCAGGUAGAAAGAUACUUUCUUAGAUGUGUAUGAUGUGCAUAUUUCUGUGAAUAAAUAUAAUUGGAGACAAAAGUCUUUUCUACUAAAACGAAA
Molecule: messenger RNA, 6743 nt
Organism: Equus caballus (horse)
Lineage: Eukaryota; Metazoa; Chordata; Mammalia; Perissodactyla; Equidae
Product: zinc finger protein 426
Biological process (GO): regulation of DNA-templated transcription
Source: RefSeq, a predicted model, not a curated record